UAUUUAACAAGUAUAUCUGCUGAGCUAGGUAGUGAAUGGUGGCGUGGGUUAGGGCAUGACAUCGUCCGCACAUCCUCCCCAACCUGUGGCUGUUUCGAAAGAUUCCAUCUCCACUCUAGCUCCGGAACACCCUCCAGCAGCUGCAGACAACACCACCAACCGUCCUCCUCCUCCCCAACCUCCUAUCAGAAAUGCAGUCCACCUCUCCUCUCAGGUGUCACAUCCUCCUCCCCCUCUUCCUAUGAGUAACCCUCCUCCUCCUCCUCCUCCUUCUUCUAAACUGGAGGAGAUCCAGUGUAUGAGCCAGUAUGAUAGCAGGUUGUUUGGGUUCCUGAGGAUACACUCUAGCCCGGGUCCUGAGGAGGGGAGUCAGGAACACAAAGAGGCUGAGGAAGAGAGAGUUUACUUGACUCAGGCUACAUCGCAGCUGAACAAGCUCCUUCACUCAACUUAUGAUAAUCCUGACCUCUUCUGUCAGCUCGGACAUUUUCACUUACUUUUAGAGGAUUACGACAAAGCGAUGUCAGCGUACCAGGAGUAUAUAACACUUCACCCUGAACACUGGAAGAACGCCGCCUUCCUGUACGGACUGGGUCUUGUUUACUUCCACUUCAACGCCUUUCAAUGGGCAACAAAAGCACUGCAGCAAGUCCUGUAUAUUGAUCCAGGAUUCAGUCGCAAGAACGAAGUCCACAUCAGGCUUGCUAUCAUGUUUAAAAACAAGAACGACUUUAAUGCUGCACUGAAGCACUUCCACCUCGCCCUCCUGGAUACUGCACCCAGCUCUCUAAGUCCUCUUGAGAUCCGCUUCCACAUCGGCCAUUUAUACGAGGUUCAGGGAAAGUUCAACCUGGCUAAAGAUAUGUACGAAACCAUUCUUUCUACGGAGAGUGUCCCGUCCAAGGUUCGAGCCAGCACACUAAGGCAGCUAGGCUGGCUAUACCAUUCCAGUAUCUCCAGUACCAUCGACAUUCACCGGAUACAGAAAGCAGAACCUCUCCUGCUGGAAUCUGUACAAACUGAUCCCAGCAAUGGCCAGAGUUGGUAUUUUCUGGGGAGAUGUUAUUCAGCACAGAACAAAGUGAAUGAAGCGUUUUUAGCGUACAGACAGAGUAUUGAUAGACUGGAUCGUAAUGCAGAUACUUGGUGUUCCAUCGGAGUUUUGUACCAGCAUCAGCACCAGCCCAUGGAUGCACUGCAGGCGUACAUUUGCGCGGUGCAGAUUGAUUCUCAGCACAGUGCCGCCUGGACUAACUUAGGUAUAUUGUACGAACAGAACCUGCAACCGGCUGAUGCAAUGGUUUGCUACAAGAAGGCAGUGGAGCUCAGUAGGAAUCUAGAUGGGGAGGGAUACUACGAUCCUAUUGCUAAACUACAGGCUCGCAUAAAGGCGAUAUCACGCCAGCUGAACAGCAAAUCAGGAACAGGAGCAGCUCAACACAGCAGUCUGCCCCAGAUACAGGAGGCCUGGAGACUACCCAUACCCGCUCAGCUCACUAGCAAGAAGGAGACUAAGAAUGACAGCAAAUUUUCUCAACAAAAAGAGGAGAAGAUGGAUACUAGCGAUGGUAAUUCAACUGAUAAUAAACUCGACAAGAAACCUGAAGUUCCGACUCAUUGGGCAGCAAAGAUACCGUCAGAGGCCAGUGAUAUGAAGCAAGUAUACAACGCCCCACCCUCUCCUCCUCCCCGCCCUCCUCCUCCUGCCACACUCAACCCUACCACACCCUCAAUCAGAGUUCCCACGCGGGAAGACGCAUUCUCCAAAACACUCCGGGACCUGUGUGUGGAAUCCCAACAACCAGUCAUUGUCAUCAAAGGACUUUGCAAAGUCCUGGGACUGGACUUGACCAUGUUUAACACACGGACUUUGUUGAACAGUAACCCUGACCACCCGGUGGAAGUGAGGACACAGUGGCAGCAGUCUCCCGACGAGAAUUGGGAUGUUCAGAACGGGCAGGGAAGAAAGAAGCAGUGGCUGUGUGAAAGUACACGUUCCCACUCAACGAUAACAAAAUAUGCUCAAUACCAAGCUAGCACUUUUAGAGAAUUCCUACAGGAAGAACAAGACAGAUCAGGCAAUGACAAGCACGAAGACUUAGCCAGCGUUAAAAGACGUGGACCGAAGCGGUUCACUAAUUUCAAGAUGAUACAGUUCGGUACAAAUGUUGACUUAUCGGAUAAGAAAAAGUGGGGAGCACAGAUUGCAGAACUGGAAAAGCUACCACCGUUCUGCAGAGUGAAAAGCAGCUCAAAUAUGCUAAGUUACAUGGGACAUAAAAUUCUAGGAAUGAACACCAUCCAACUCUACAUGAAGGUACCGGGAUCCCGCACUCCAGGCCACCAGGAAAAUAACAAUAUGUCAGCCUUGAACCUGAAUAUCGGACCCGGUGACUGCGAAUGGUUUGUGGUUCCUCAGGAGUAUUGGGGAGUGUUUCAUGAGAUCUGUGAGAGAAACAAGAUAAACUAUCUUACAGGAUCUUGGUGGCCGCUGAUUGAAGACUUACACAAGGAGAAUAUACCGUUCUAUCGGUUCUUCCAAAGACCGGAGGAUUUGGUUUGGAUUAACGCUGGGGCUAUUCAUUGGGUUCAAGCGAAGGGAUGGUGCAACAACAUUGCAUGGAACACAGGUCCUAUGACGCACCAACAAUAUGUGAAAGCUUACGAAAGAUAUGAAUGGAAUAAAUUGAAAGCAGUUAAAAGUAUCGUACCAAUGAAUCAUCUAAGUUGGAAUAUGGCAAGAUUUGCAAAGAUUUACGAUAGUCAGCUAGUAGCACAGAUCAGACAUUGUCUAGAGGGUACUCUCAACACCUGCAAAACAAUCAAAGAAAAACUUACAAAAGAAGGUAUAGAAAUCCAGUUCCACGGACGAGAGAAAGAAGAAUGGACCCACUACUGUGAGAUCUGCGAGGUUGAGGUUUUCAACAUCCUCUUUGUGGAGAAUCGCAAGGUUCAUUGUCAGAAUUGUGCCAGGAGCUCAAGCAAAACACUUGACGGAUUCGUUGUUCUUGAGGAGUACAAAAACGAAGAACUUGAAACCUGCUUACAGAAAUUCAAACUAGCUGAACGACCUCCAGAAGCCAACGCCUUGGAAGACUAUAACGUGGAUAUAUCUAAAUUACCCCCAUCCCUGAGAUACCUUUAGUUGAAUAGGACUUCAGAAAGAUAUGAUCAUGAAUAUUCUAGGAUAUCUAGGAUCUCAUAUUUGUGGUAGGCAUGUUGUUGAUUUUAGGUUAAACUUAAAGCACCAUGUUCCAUAUGGUUGAUAGAAGUUUUGACGGUGGCUCUGCCAUUAUUAUAUACCCGUGUUUAAGUAAAAUUUGGCCCUCUACUUUUCUAAGUACACGUAUUUUUAAGAUUAAUAUUAUAUCGUAUUAUAUAUUUAAAGUCUCGAAUUCUGUGACUCCAACUUGAAAACACACUUAAUCACCAAGUUGUAUGCUUUUAUUAUAAUUUUAGGUCUAUUUUUGAAGCAUGAUAAAGUUGGGAGGAUGGCAAAAAUGACUCCUUCAUAAUUGAUCAAUUUCAAUAUGCAAAAUUAGACUCUUUAUCGUACUCCUUAAUAUCGGUGCAUCAUUUGAUGAUUAAAAGUAUUGUAUUUCUAAACCUUAUUUUCGUUUACUUAAUAAAUAUUAUCUUAAGUAUUUUGAGUUUGUAUCAAUUAGGUUGUAUUGAUCGUUUUACGAUAUUUAUAAUAUGUAUUAAGUAUUAAGAGUGUUAGUUUUAAGUAUAUUAAAUACAAAUAACUUAACCUUGGCAUGGAAUUUGAGUUUGUAAAUUUUCUGAGAAUUGUAGCAUAUUGUUUUGGAAUUAGUACAUAUUUUACAGCAUAAGUUUUUCUUGAUGAGUUUUUCGAUGAUUACCGUACCGUGUUAGAUAUAUAUUAUUUUGUACACACACACAACUUAUCCAGUAAUAGUUACAUUUUGCUUACAUGAAAGAUGGCACAAGUUUAUUAAGUUGAACAUUAAAUGAAACAGGAAAUAUUAAUUAUUUUAUUUUGAUUAGGAAUAUGUAUUUGUCCAUGAGACCUAGAAGGUCUAACUUGUCAGUGAUUUUAUUUAAUUUUGAUUGAUGAGCUCUAGAUUUAAUAAGUUAUCUUUAAGUCGUAUAGGUUCUGUGCUCUAGGGUUCGCAAAGGUAUGCCAGUAUAUUAGGCUCCUUAAUUAAUCUUGAUAUGUUACCGUAACGCAUUGAUUUUAGUAUCCAUUGAAAUUAACGUAAUGAUGGUCUUGAAUUAUUGGGUUUAAUGUAGAUUGAUGUUUUGGUUAUUUGUUGUUGGAUGAAAGUGAUAUUGCGAGAGAUUCAGACGGCUGGAAAUGGUAUUGAGUGCUUGGUAUUGAGUGUGUCAGUUUAAGGGAUUCGUCCCUUUCUUUUUUCUCUGCAGCAUUUUAUUAAUAGAUGAGCUUAUACUUAACAUCUCACAUAGUCUCUUUUAAACUGUUAUCUACUAUCCAAUGAA
Molecule: messenger RNA, 4461 nt
Organism: Bolinopsis microptera
Lineage: Eukaryota; Metazoa; Ctenophora; Tentaculata; Lobata; Bolinopsidae
Product: lysine-specific demethylase 6A-like
Exons: 23
Coding region: 56-3145 (1029 amino acids)
Biological process (GO): regulation of gene expression
Cellular component (GO): MLL3/4 complex
Molecular function (GO): RNA polymerase II cis-regulatory region sequence-specific DNA binding; protein binding; chromatin DNA binding
Source: RefSeq, a predicted model, not a curated record